This is a messenger RNA of Peniophora sp. CBMAI 1063, 420 nucleotides long. Lineage: Eukaryota; Fungi; Basidiomycota; Agaricomycetes; Russulales; Peniophoraceae. The record is from the annotation of a GenBank genome assembly.
AUGUUCGUCAACGCACAAGGCGUCUUCCUCUGCUACAAACACGGCAGCUUGAAGAUGAUCGAGCAAGGUCGCGGCGGACGAAUCAUCGGCGCGUGCUCUAUGGCUGGUAAAGUCGGAGAUAGGACGGGGUUCGUCUACUCGGCCAGCAAGUUUGCCGUUCGAGGGAUGACGCAAGCAGCCGCUCUUGAACUGGCAAAGCACAACAUCACCGUGAACGCAUACGCGCCAAGCGCUGUCGACACAGAGAUGACUCGCAAAGCCUUCGAAGAAGCCGGAAAGACUACGGAUGAGGCUACACCCCUCGGGAGAAUCGGCACACCGGACGAUAUAGCGGGGUUAGUCUCGUAUCUUGCAUCUGAGGAUGCCGGGUUCAUCACUGGUCAAUCCAUCGGUGUCAAUGGUGGUUUGCACUUCGACUAG